AUGGAGGAUUUAAUUAAAAACAAUAUUUAUAAAGGUGAUAGAAGAGAUGAAUAUCUACAAAAAAGAUAUCAGAUAUUAGAUUUAAAAUAUAAAAAAUCAAACAAUAACAAUAGAUCAAACAAUAAUAAUACAUCAAAUAAUACAUCACCAAAUAAUAUAAAUAAUAUAAACCCACCAUCCCAACCACCAACUACAACAACAACUACAACUACAACUACAACAACCGCAACAUCAAAUAAUAAUAAUAAUAAUAAUAAUAAACCAACUCAACAACUUAUAAAUUUAAAUGAUUUUUCAUUCAAAGGUAUGAAUCAUAUUUUUGAUCAACAUAAAAGAUCCAUCACAAGAAUUAAAUUUGGGAAUAAUAGUAAAGAUUUGUUAGGUUUUUCAUCAAUUGAUGGUACAUUGUCUAUAUGCAGAGUAUUAUCACCACCAUCACAAACACAAGUUAUAGGCACACUAAAAGGACACCAAUCGUCAAUUAUAGAUUUUGAAUGGUCACAUAAUAAUCAAGAUUUAAUUACAGUUUCAAUAGACGGUACAAUUAAGCUAUGGUCUAUUAUAUUAGAUCCUUCUCAGCCACUAACAACACCUGCAAAUAUACAACAAAUUAAAACUUUUGGUAAAGAACUAUCGAUUGGUGUAAUUUUAUGUAUAUGUUUACAUCCACUAAACAGUAAUUUACUAUUUGUUUCCGAAGAUAAAGGUAUAUUAAAAGUCAUUGAUACCAGUAGUGCCAAAGUAAUUACAAAAAUUAAAACUGUAGCUCCAUUUACAUGUAUGCAAUUUGAAGCAAAAGGUGGUUAUUUAUUUUUAGGUGAUGAAAAAGGAACAGUUUUCAUAUUUAAAUACGAUCGUGACACCCUAUCGUUAGUAAACAAACAACAAGUUUCAAGCAAACCAAUCACUUCAAUAAAUGUACACUAUUGGGUUCAAAACCAAAAACAAAUCCUAUCAUUUGUAGUAAAUUCAAAGGACUCGUUAAUGAGAAUAUUUAUGGUGAAAUCAUUAUCGACAGGUGUAUUUGUAUUAUUUAGGGAAAUACCAAUUUCAAUUAAAAACUCAUUAAUCAAAAGUAUAUUCUCGCCAGUUAAUAAAAAUAGAGAAGGCUCAUUUAUAGUAUCAGGCAGCGAAGAUUCUUCUAUUUACAUAUACGACGUAAACAAAAAAGAAAAACCAAUAAUUAAUCAACUAAUGGGUCAUGCUUCACCCGUAAUCGAUGUUGCUUGGAAUAGUGACGAAUCAUAUUUAGCCACUGGCGAUUUUUCAGGUAUAGUAAUUAUUUGGAAUCGUAAACGUUAA
This is a messenger RNA of Dictyostelium purpureum, 1302 nucleotides long. RefSeq lists its product as uncharacterized. The transcript is spliced from 3 exons. The record is from RefSeq and is a predicted model, not a curated record. The coding region runs from base 1 to 1302 and encodes 433 amino acids. Gene Ontology annotation, cellular component: nucleus. Lineage: Eukaryota; Evosea; Eumycetozoa; Dictyosteliales; Dictyosteliaceae. Gene Ontology annotation, molecular function: protein binding; promoter-specific chromatin binding.